GCUGAACCUACCCCCUCCGCGAAGAAUUCGCCAUUAAUUGUAUGGUCCCCGAUGGGGACGAGCCGUGUCAACCCCAGGGGGACGGGCGAGGUGAGACGAAUGCCUUCCUUGAUCGCAGCCUCUAGGAGAGCCAGUCUGAGCAGUGCUUGGACGCUCAUUUGGUUGGCCGCGGGAAAUGCGCCCCGCACCUCGCUUGUCACGCGGUCUAGCACAGUUGGAUGCUGGAGGAGGUGGAAAAGGAUGCCAGUAAUGGCGGUCUGCAGGGUGUGGCUUCCCGCGACAAUGAGGGUAGCGGCGUUGACGACCAUCUCGGCUUCGGAGAUCUCCUGCCGGGAUUGCGGUUGCACGAGGCGCGCUAAGAAGUCCGGCUGAUUGACCCCUG
Molecule: messenger RNA, 382 nt
Organism: Aspergillus pseudonomiae
Lineage: Eukaryota; Fungi; Ascomycota; Eurotiomycetes; Eurotiales; Aspergillaceae
Exons: 1
Coding region: 52-372 (106 amino acids)
Source: RefSeq, a predicted model, not a curated record